CUCAGCUAAUGCUAAGAAGUGGGAGAUUGAAUUACAGACUCUCAAAAACAAUAACGUACGUUUGGCGGGUGCACUGCAGGAAAGUACAACUAAUGUAGAAGAAUGGAAAAAACAGUUGCAGACACUGAAAGACGAAAAUGCUAAAAUGAAAUCUCGGAUACUUCACUUAGAAGCUGCAGGUGGAAACACACAAGCUUUAGCUGAGUUAACUCAGGAGGUUUUCAGUCUUCGAGCUAAAGGGGACACAUUAGCAACAGAGGUGAAAAAAAAAGAUAAGGAACUGGAAUAUUUAAGGAAGAAAUUAGAUGAGUCUCCAGCAUCAAACAUAAAGGCAGAAGACAAACUUAAGGUGUUGCUUGUUGAAAAUGAAGGACUCAAGACAAGAAUUGUAAAACUACAAGAACAAAUUGAUACUACUAAAGCCACAAAUUGCUCCAAAAGAGGAACACUUGAACAGCUGAGCCAGCAUCUUGCCCAGAAACUCCAAGAAUUCCAAGAUAUUCAACAGGAAUUGGCUAGUUUCUGUACUCCUGAUAUAUUAUCUUCAGGAUUUUAGUCCAGAAAUGUUUAACCUUUAUAGUAUGAUCCAAUUUACUUUUGGUAUUCCAUUCUUUUUCUGAACACUGCAGUGUAAUCUCUGUUUGGUAAUGGAAAUUAAAUGUAAAAUUUUAUAUAUGUUGUAAGAGAAUAAGACAAACAAAGUUUAGGGAGAGUAUUCCUCUCUCUACCAAAUUGCUAUUCAUUGUGAAUUUUAUAGGUUAAAUUGUAUUUGAAACAGUUAAUGAUAAAUUGAACGAUAAAAUGUUUAUUUUAUUUUAAUAUAUAUGCAUAACUUAUAAAUUAUGAAAUGCCAUCAAAAUGUAAUCUUCAGUAGGUAGAUGGUAAUUUAAGUAUGGUUUAACAUAGGAUGAUAAUCAUUGUAAUUAAAUUAAGCAUUGUGUAUAUCAAGUGGAACGACUUGAGUGAUUAGAUCAUUGUUUGAGGUUAGCUGUUUUUUCUAAAUUUAGCAUACUGUUAUGAGAAAAGAAAUUUGUGAUUUUGCCUGAAAAAGUUUUUAUAUGAAAAUAAUAAUAUAAUUUUUUUACUGCCUGUGACUGAUUCAUUCAUCUCUAGCUCCAACAAAUGAUGAGGAUGUAACAUUAUGAUAUUUAACUGAAUUUUAAGUCUGUGAAUUCCUGCUAUUCUGGGAUAUUAUUUAAAUAUUUUUUCAUUAUAAACAAAGUUGUUGGUAUACUCUAACAGAGAAAAUAAUUUUUAUUGAAAAAUCUCAAUGUUAGGUGAAAACUAUAUCAAUAGUUGCAAUGAAAUGAAAAAAUAAGCAACCAUUCAAUAUUUUAUGAAGUAAUAUUACAUAAAAACCCUUAACACUAAUUAUGGUGAUCAUAUAGAUGAUCACAUAAAGCCUCAAAUUUUGAUUUUAUUGCACACGUAGAUUCUAACCACUAUCCAUAUAAAUGAUAUGAUCUUUGAUUGUACUAGCCAUAUAAAUUACAUGAUCUUGAUUGUACUGUUCACAUAAUUGACAUGAUCUUGGAUUGUACUACCCACAUAAAUUAAAUUAUCUUCAUUGUACUGCUCACAUAAAUGACCUGACUUUGAGUGUACUUCUCAUAUUUAAGGACCUUAUAAUGAUUUCCCUGCAAAUUCUUACUCUGAUUGUGUUGCUCGUGGAGCAGUUUAAGUUUACAGAUAAUCAGCACAACAUAGACAUAUUUUAACACUGUUUGUAAACAAGUAACUAGAAAAAAAAGUUUUCUUUUAAUGAUCUAUAAAAAAGAGAGUCAAUACAAAAACGCCAUUGGUUUGUUAACCCUUAAAUAGAAGAAUGUUUCCUUUCAGUGAUGUCUGUAAAAAUAGAAUGUCAACAGAAAAAGGCUGUUGUUUGUCUUUAUGUCAGUAAAAAUAAAAUUUUAAGGUCAAAAACCCUACUCAUGCUAACCCUGACAGACUUGAUUACAUGUUAGAACACAGCUGUUUCAGUCAGAGGAAUGGAUCUGUUUUUCACUGAAGCUUUAGAGGUGCAUACAAUAUUGAUGAACUAUAAUGUGAAUAAUGUUUCACCUACUUAAUAUCUUUAAAAAAAUUAAAAGAAUAAUGCCAUCAGUGGAUUAAAGGUAAUAAUAUCAAACUUUAAAUUUAUUUUAUCUUUUAAUUAUCUUAAUAUCCAAUCAGUAAGUGAAUGAAAUGGG
This is a messenger RNA of Limulus polyphemus (Atlantic horseshoe crab), 2189 nucleotides long. RefSeq names its product homer protein homolog 2-like. The transcript is spliced from 4 exons. Gene Ontology annotation, molecular function: G protein-coupled glutamate receptor binding. Gene Ontology annotation, cellular component: plasma membrane; dendrite; cytoplasm. Gene Ontology annotation, biological process: G protein-coupled glutamate receptor signaling pathway; regulation of store-operated calcium entry. The annotation marks the transcript as partial. Lineage: Eukaryota; Metazoa; Arthropoda; Merostomata; Xiphosura; Limulidae. The record is from RefSeq and is a predicted model, not a curated record.